Molecule: messenger RNA, 1083 nt
Organism: Pseudozyma hubeiensis SY62
Lineage: Eukaryota; Fungi; Basidiomycota; Ustilaginomycetes; Ustilaginales; Ustilaginaceae
Product: FMN adenylyltransferase
Exons: 1
Coding region: 1-1083 (360 amino acids)
Biological process (GO): FAD biosynthetic process
Molecular function (GO): FMN adenylyltransferase activity
Source: RefSeq, a predicted model, not a curated record
AUGACGUCCAACGGCGCCAACACGGCGCCUUCGGGCGCAGCAGCAUCCGGCAGCUCCACCUCUGCAUCGCAAUCACAACCACCACCCGAAUGGCUCGCUUCUAUCGAUGCAGUCUACAGCCUCUUUGAAGAUCCUACGGCAGCGGAACGUUAUCCAGACCUCUCACGCAAGGUCAAAACGGCGGUACAGCUGUGCGAAGAGGUGAUACAGGAUGUCGGCCAGCAACACUGCGCACUCAGCUUCAACGGCGGCAAGGACUGCACCGUCCUCGUACACAUCCUGUCCGCUGUAUUGCGACGACUCAACACGGGCAAAGACAAAUUGGCACCGAUCCCGUCAAUACCUUCGCUCUACAUCACGUGUCCCUCGCCCUUCCCUACGGUCGAGAAGUUUAUUCGAUUCUGUGUCUCUCCGACGCACGGCUACAACCUGCAAGUCAUAUCGGUGGAAGGUGGGAUGAAGAAGGGCAUUCGGACGUACCUGGAUGGUGGUGGACGCGAGCAAGUCGGCAUCUCGACCUCCGAUGACCCGCUCGAAUCCACCGAGAACAGGGAACCACGCGACAUCAGAGCUAUCUUUGUCGGCACGCGUCGAGACGACCCACACGGACCUCAACUAUCCGCCCGAUCCUGGACGGACAAGGACUGGCCUCGCGUCGAACGGAUCCACCCUAUCCUGGAUUGGACCUACCAGGACGUCUGGCAGUUCUUGCGGUGUCCGCAUCUCGCCUCUGACGAAGCCAAGUUGGGCAUGGGGAGGCGGGAGCUGGCGGAAGAGUGGGGGACGGCGGGGGGCGGUGCACAGGGAGUGCCGUACUGCCUGCUGUACGAUCAGGGUUAUACUUCGUUGGGGUCGACGUAUAACACUCUGCCCAAUCCAGAGUUGAGAGUGGAAGACGGAGAGAAGGAGCAGGAGGAGGGAAUGGGUGGGAAGAAGGAGGAAGCCGUGGUGGGUGACGGAACGGCAAAGGGACGCUGGAGGCCGGCGUAUAUGCUCAAAGAUGGCAGUUGCGAGCGUGCCGGUCGGGUUGAGAACGCUACGCAGCCACCACCGACAGCAUCGUCAGCUGCAUCGACACAAUAG